Molecule: messenger RNA, 2222 nt
Organism: Trematosphaeria pertusa
Lineage: Eukaryota; Fungi; Ascomycota; Dothideomycetes; Pleosporales; Trematosphaeriaceae
Exons: 3
Coding region: 40-2115 (691 amino acids)
Source: RefSeq, a predicted model, not a curated record
CGCAAAGCCAGGUCCACAUUGGGACGUGGACGAACUGGUAUGCCCUGUCCGCUUCAUACGGGGCGCCUACUCACCUCGACCAGGUCACACGGGAAAGUGCUCGGUGCGACGCUGACGCUUACCGAUCGCAAUGGCAACUUCCUCAUCGCUUUCAUAGCGCUCUUCGUAGCCUUUGUCGGAGGGAGCUUCUUCCGUGUCGUCUGCUUCUUCACCCACCUGCUGCUCUCCUCAGGAAGGCCACACGACACAAUACACCAUCAGCGACAAGCCGUUUUGCGCAACUCGGAGUCCGGCCUCACAGCGAUCUGGGCGUUUAUGAAGCUCAUCUGGAAAUGGAGGAAGAAUGGAGAUCGGCCCGUCCUCCGCCUCCUUCCGUUGCUCGCCGCAAUCACCAUCACAACUAUGGCCUUCCUAGUGGCCGGUGUGUACUCCAACGAGAUGAAUGCUUUGACCGGCGACGAGGUGCUGAUGACAGGCUCGUCUUGCGGAGUGCAGAACUUCCCCGACAACGUGACGGUGGAGUCCUACUUACACACGUUCAACGGCUUCAUUAGCCAGAGGCUUCAAUCGUACCGCGAAUAUGCCCAGGACUGCUAUACCGACGACGGCACCAACCAAGCCAACUGCAAGUCCCUUGCGCGGUCUCGCCUAGGACGAUCAGUGGAUACGAACGCAGCCUGCCCAUUUGACCCAGCCAUCUGCAAAACGAACGACAAGAAUAUUCGACUGGACACCGGACUCCUGGACAGCCACUACGACUUGGGAAUUAAUGCCCCUUCUGACGAGCGUAUCCAGUUCCGCAGCGUCCUGCACUGCGCUCCGCUCGUCACGCAGAACUACUCAGACUCAUUCAACUUCUCCACACACGGAGCGACGGAUCCGUACAAGAGGUAUUACUACGGGCCCUUUGGCACGCACCUAAGACAGGAAAACUAUACAUUUAUGCAAAUCGACAACGCACGCCAUCGGUGGACAGCCGAAGCAUUUGCUACUACGAGGGCGUCGUACGAUCUAGGUCAAAUCUACUAUUCUCCCGGAAUCGAAGGCAUGGAGAACUUCGCUCCAAUUCCCGCCUUAGCGCGUAACGACACCGAUCUCAUGCUGCUUUUCCUUGCAGCAAACGGCGUCCUGUUCACCAACGAGGUCAACGACCCGUGGUACUCCGCGCACACUUACGUAGGCAACCUGUCCCUCGGAAACAUAGGCGGGAUAGUCGAGGCCUACAUGGCGGACGAGCCCGCCUCGCCGCUCGGUUGCACCAUGCAGUAUCAGAACUGCGUGCGCACGGCCGGCGGACAGAAAUGCUCGGAGCUAGGACAGCUUGCCCAGUCGAUUACGAUACCUGACCUCAACGACGCGCAGACGAAAAUGCUCCAGUUUAUCGACGAGGCGGCGCUCAGCAUAUACCCCAUGCAGCUCACGCUGGGGAACUUGGGGGGCAAGGGUCUCGUUUCGGCGUACACGCUCCAGGACGGCAUCCAGGCGCCGCUCGCGGAUAACCAGUGGCAGCUGGAUGUGCAGCGCUGGUUCGACAUCAGUCUGUCAGCGAUCCAGGGCGCGGCUGUGGAGACGGCGGGCGGGCCCACCACGCAGGACAUGAGGCAGUUUAUUCAAGCGCCGACGACCGAGCAGGGCAAGUACUUUUGCCGCAAUCAGAAAAUUCGCUCCGCCGCACACUCCAACUUCUCCGUGCUCGGGCUCUCCGUCAUGUUCUCCCUCGGCGUCGUCAUCGUCCUGAUCCACUGGUCUCUCGACACGCUCUUCAACAAGUGGCUGUGGCGGUACUGCCGCUCCGCGCACUACGCGUCGGUGGACUGGCACUGCAACGGCGUGCUGCAGCUGCAGCGGCUGGCGCACGAGGAGGUGGGCAGCGGACAGUGGCGGGACUGCGGGGUGGGCGAGAGUGUGCCACUAGCGGCGAGGGAUGUCAAGCUCGCGGGCUGGGACGUGGAGGACUUGGUGCAUCCGCGAUUGCGGGAGGGGCUGAAGACGGGGUAUGCGAGGGGCGCCGUGGAGCAGGUGAAGGUGGAGAAGGUGGGAAAGGGGCAGGAUGAACCGGUUACGGUUGGGAUUCGCGCGUCGUGGACGGGGGAUACGGCUGCCAGUGGGAAAUAGGCCAUGCUGCGGGAUAGCUGGAUCGAGUCAUUUGUUUUGCAGCUGUGAUGAAAUAGCGAGUUUUAUGUAUCGCGGGCUUUAUGGCUAAUAUAUGGGUGCACAUGCAU